This is a messenger RNA of Labrus bergylta (ballan wrasse), 2505 nucleotides long. RefSeq names its product cannabinoid receptor interacting protein 1b (gene cnrip1b). The record is from RefSeq and is a predicted model, not a curated record. Lineage: Eukaryota; Metazoa; Chordata; Actinopteri; Labriformes; Labridae. Gene Ontology annotation, cellular component: plasma membrane. Gene Ontology annotation, biological process: negative regulation of signaling receptor activity. Gene Ontology annotation, molecular function: type 1 cannabinoid receptor binding.
AGAGCAUUGGUUGGGAUUAGGGCUGGUGCUGUAGGUUGGACGGGAUUACAGAGCGCAGCGCGGCGCACUUCCCUCUGCUGCGCGCUCCGUCAUGGGCUUGAACGCACGGCAUUUCUCCGUCUGUCUUAACUGUUAGACAUCUGAGACCCAUCACCCCACACACCCUGCAAUCCUACUGAUCCUGGUUAGACACACGCUUUAUGGAAACAUGGCCAACGUCCCUCAGCUGAUCAAAAUUGGGAUUUCUUUGAAGAUGCUUCCCAACGACACCGCGGUGUACUUCAAGUCAGACGGAGCCAGGUUUGGACAGACCCGGACCAUCAAGCUGCUGACCGGGUCUAAAUACAGAAUUGAGGUGGUUGUCAAACCAGGAGCGGUGGAGGCCACUGCCAUGAGUGUGGGUGGGGUGACCUUCCCUCUGGAGCAGAAGUCCAAGGAUCCUCAGUCAGUUGUCUAUGCGGGCCAGUAUGACACAGAAGGGGUGGCACACACCAAGAGUGGAGAGAGGCAACCAGUUCAAAUAAACGUACAGUUCACAGAGGCAGGAUCAUUUGAAACUGUGUGGCAGGUGAAGUACUACAACUACAACAAGAGGGACCACUGCCAGUGGGGAAACAGCUUCAACAGCAUCGAGUACGAGUGCAAACCAAAUGACACGCGCACACUCAUGUGGAUUAACAAGGAGAUGUUUGUCUGAUGGAGGAAUAUAGUGUGUUCAGCAACAACGAAACAUUCAGGAUUCUAAUCAGACAUGUCAUAAUGAACUUUUGACUUUUUAUUUAUUUCCUGUUGUUAAAUGAUGUCCAUUCUCUCCUUCUUCCUCAUAUCUCCCGUCAAACGACACGACUUCACCUUUUUCUUUCAAAAGUGUGCCACUAUUUCCAUCAUUCACUUAAUCAGACCAAUGCACCAGAUUUACUGCCAAUUAUCAGCAGAAUUGAUCAAAUCUUGUCAGUGCAUUCACAGUGGUUUUGUUAAAUUUUGUUGAUUUGACAAAUUGAAUAUGUCACAUUUUGUAAUAGUCGAACAUUUCAAAGUUUAACCAGAUGUGAAAGCUAUCAUCAAAUUUUGUUUUAAGGAAUAUCUUAUUGUGUACAGUUCAUCUGGUAACACUGGUGUGUGUUUAGACUGUAAGUGCUGUGCUGGUUGUGUUUGAGUCCAUAUCUGUGUGGUAAGCUUCAGUGUGUGUGUGUGUGUGUGUGUGUGUUUAACAAAUGGUGCUUGUACAAAUGUGUUUAUGUAUUUUGAAGAAAUAUCUGAAUGGGAAUACUUUGAUUCUGACAUGACAAUCAAACAUUUUCAGAAGUCAUAAUGGACUCUCAGUAAACCCUUGCUGGCAUGAAAGUAAAGUUUGAUGAGCCCUGGUUACAUGUGUUAAAUGUUUCUUUCACCUUGUAGAUUAGAACUAUUUGUGUCUCAAUUGGACCUAUUUCCAUCCCAGUCUCCUGUCCUUGUAUCUGAACUUUAAGAAACUCAACAUUCUCUAAUGAUAAAAAAAAGAGAAAAUUGUCAAGUUAUGCAGGAGAGCAAGGCAAUAAGAACCCUAUCGUUAUCACUGUGAAGGUACCACUUCCUGCAAAGUGUCAAUUUAAAGCGUGUUUCAGUUUUUUUUUUCUUUGCGUCAACAUUGUUGUGCAACUCAUCUGUUACAGCAGCUCUAAUCCAUGAAAUUACCCAUAAUCCUGUUGUCAAGCCUAAACCUCUGCCACUGCCUGCUCCUGGAUUAAUUAACAGGGGCCCGUAUGUUUUGUAAUCAAACUCUCUGUGUAGCAGUACGUGGAUGAGUAUUUCUAUUGUGGCACCAAUUUGUGUAUAGUACUAUGCAGCUUUGGAAGUACCAAUUUUGUAUUUGGGUGACGUGGUGUCCCUAUUUACUCAGUGUCUGUUUUCUCUACCUCCAAAGGAUUUACCUAUUGAUAUUAGUGUGUACUAAAGGGAAAUAUUGGAUUUGGAAUGUUCAGAAGUUUACGGAAGAGGAUUAGGGCCAGACAUGAGGAAUAAAUAAUGAAAGAAGGGAAGAUUUUUUAUGCACGUAAACAAAUUUUUUUUUUGGAAAUGUCAAGAAAGCUUAAAUUCUUUGUGUAGAGAAAAAAAAUGUCAUAAUGUUGAGACUUAAGUUGAAAUGCAAUUUCAUGAAAUUUUGACUUUAUUCUCGACAUUGUGGUUCAGUUUUAUUCUCGGCAUUUCAAUUUUUUUCUUGACAUUUCAACAGUUUUCUUUGGGUGCAUAAUGAUAACGUGUUCCUCCUCUCAUUAUGUAUUGCUCAUGCCUGACCCUAAUUCUCUUCUGUACAAUUUAAAUAGAAAACAUUAUUGGAUUAGAAUAAGCAACUAUUUUUGUACAGUGAAACACGUUAACUUUUUCUUGUCAGUGUUUUGGUCGAAUUGAUUCAAUGUAUUGUCAUUGAAAUGUUGAAUUGAACUAUGCAAGAAAUGAAAUGGUGCAAUAUAUUUGUUAUGUAUACAUGCAGAACUGUAUGUGAAAGUGUUGUUUGUUUACAAUGUA